CGAUUGAAAACCGCAUGCGCGUGUACACGCCGGUUGUCGGUCAAUUUGCUUACUUUUGGGCACGGUCUCCGCGCGGCGACUUCGUUUCGUUGAAUGAAUUCCCUCAAUUAACGUUUUGCGUUUUCUGCGUACCCACGUUAUCAACAAAAAAUUGGUUGCUUAUCUCACACGGUCUGGUGGUGGGAGUUUAUUUAUAAAUGACACGGUAGACGUCAAAUUUAGAAAGAAAACGGUGAACGUUUCAGUUCGGUCGGAUUUUAUUACACCGUGUAACCCCUCACAUACAUUAAAAUAAUAUUUAAUUCCGAUUCCGAAUUCUGGAAACAAGUCAAUAUGCCAGAAACGUCCAAGUGUAACGGUGAUAAGAAGGGAGUUCGUGUUUGGUGUGAUGGAUGUUAUGAUAUGGUACAUUUUGGACAUGCUAACUCGUUGAGACAAGCUAAAGCUUUAGGAGAUUGGUUGGUUGUUGGGAUACAUAACGAUGAAGAAAUUACCAAGCAUAAAGGCCCACCGGUGUUUACGCAAGAAGAAAGGUACAAAAUGGUUAAAGGUAUCAAGUGGGUGGAUGAAGUAGUUGAAGGGGCUCCUUAUGUGACCACUUUAGAAACGUUGGAUAAGCACAAUUGUGAUUUUUGUUGUCAUGGGGAUGAUAUUACAAUGACUGCUGAUGGUGUGGACACUUAUCAUCUUGUUAAGGCUGCAGGAAGAUAUAGUGAAGUUCAAAGAACUGCAGGUGUUUCAACGACAGAUUUGGUUGGCAGAAUGUUACUAUUGACUCGUCAGCACUUCCGUAGAGGACAAUUUGAAUACGAUGUAGCUAAAGAACACUCUUCAACGAUGGGACAAGAUUCGAAUGCGCGAUCGCCUUGGACUGGAUGUUCUCAAUUUUUACCAACAACGCAAAAAAUUAUUCAAUUUUCAGAUGGAAAACCACCGGCGCCUGGUGAUCGUGUUAUUUACGUCGCCGGUGCUUUCGAUUUGUUCCACGUAGGUCAUUUGGAUUUCUUAGAAAAAGCGAGACAACAUGGUGACUACUUAAUUGUUGGUUUACAUACAGAUCCAGUAGUGAAUCACUACAAAGGUUCAAAUUAUCCAAUUAUGAAUCUCCACGAACGGGUUUUAAGCGUUUUAGCAUGUAAAUACGUCUCAGAAGUGGUUAUUGGAGCGCCUUACGUAGUGACGCAAGAUGUUUUGGAUCAUUUUAAGAUCGACAUAGUCAUUCACGGGAAAACACAAGUUAUGGACGCGGAUGACGGAAGUGAUCCAUUUGCGUUACCAAAGAAAUUGGGUAAAUUUUUGCUGGUUGAUUCAGAAAAUGAUAUGACAACGGAAAAAAUUGUGGAACGAAUAAUCAGGAAUCGUUUGGAAUACGAAGCUAGAAAUAAAAAGAAGGAGAAGAAGGAAUUGGAAUUAUUAAAGGUGAUGAACGGGCACGCCGCCAAUGGACACAUCAGUGAGAAUGGGCAUUUCAUAACUGCAAAUGGGGAUAAGUAGUGGGGAAAAUGCAAGAUCGUUUCAAAAUUUCGGUGUCUGUGAUGAUGAGAGACUCGGUUGAGUGUACAAGAAACUCAUGGAGAAAGUAGUAGAAAAUUACGGACAAAUUUUAAGUUAAACAGGAUGAUUUUUAUUAUAUAUUUUUAGUUUUUCUUAUUUAAGAUUUCUUUUAACCACUUUGGUAAUCUGAACUUAGCGCUUGUACGACGCUAGUCAAACUUGUAUGUACGUGCACAGGCUAAAAAGGCACUCGGAAUCGCUGGCGAAUCUAAUAAAACUAAAAUACACAUUUAA
Onthophagus taurus is the source of this 1788-nucleotide messenger RNA. It is a transcript of the gene Pect, whose product is annotated as Phosphoethanolamine cytidylyltransferase. Gene Ontology annotation, cellular component: cytoplasm. Gene Ontology annotation, biological process: phosphatidylethanolamine biosynthetic process. The record is from RefSeq and is a predicted model, not a curated record. Lineage: Eukaryota; Metazoa; Arthropoda; Insecta; Coleoptera; Scarabaeidae. Gene Ontology annotation, molecular function: ethanolamine-phosphate cytidylyltransferase activity.